This is a messenger RNA of Gymnodraco acuticeps, 1371 nucleotides long. Its product is annotated as olfactomedin-4. The record is from RefSeq and is a predicted model, not a curated record. Gene Ontology annotation, biological process: signal transduction. Lineage: Eukaryota; Metazoa; Chordata; Actinopteri; Perciformes; Bathydraconidae.
AUGAUUGACACGCUGUACUUCUUGGCACUGCUCAGCUCAGCGAUGGCCUGGAGGCGCUUAGGCCUGUUGAGCGAGGGCAGUGCGAGGAAUGGGACCGGAGGUGGAAGUGGGGACCGGUGCACCUGUGAUGCCUUCUUGCCCAGUUCUACCUUUCCUAUUAAAGACCUGGUGAUGGUAGAGCAGACAGCCGUGGAGAUCUCACACAAACUGGAGCUGGAGAUGGGCAAGCUGGAGGACUAUGAGAUAAAGCUGACAGCUUAUGAAGAGAGGAUAAUAGAGCUGUCAGUACAGAUUGAAAAAAUGGAAAAGAACCCCGAUGCAUACAAUGAUGCCGACAAGGUUGAGAUAAAGAUUGAGAUCAAACAAGCGGAGGCUCUGAUUAAAGAGCUGCACCUCUCCAUUAAAGGCUCCAUCACUGUCUUUGAGUCUCUGCGUAUACAGAUCACAGUCAUGGUGCAGACCCUGACUAGGCUGGAGCUGACCUACGACAAGAACCUGGUUCUGGUGACGCGUCGGGAGUAUAUCAAGGUGCAGCUUCAACUCGAGGAGUGCGAGAGACGACACCAGGAGCUUUUCAACCCGAACAUUGGUUCUUGUGCACACACAGGUAUCAUCAAGGUCAGCAAGCCUGUUGUAAGCCAACUGAAUGCCAAUCUUAAUGCAGGCUACAAAUAUGGAGGCUGGGGGAAAGACUCAAAGCCUGUUCCUGACAGAGAAUCUAUGUACUGGUACUCCGGGUACUCCAGUGCUUCCAUUGUUGACAUCAGGCUUUACACUAACUACAAGAACCUCCUUUUGAGAAACAAUUUCAUCUUCCGUGACAACACUCUCUAUUAUCAGAUCAACAACCCGUUUGGGUUGGCCAAACUGAAUUUCACCACAGGGAAAUAUGAGUCCAAGGUUAUUCCUAGAGCCAGCAGCAGGUUCUCCUACACCAACUCCCUCAAUCAGAACUUUGACUUUGCGGCUGAUGAAAGCGGCCUGUGGGUGACCUAUGCCAAUGAGGAGUCCGCUGGUCGUAUGGUCAUUGCUAAAAUAAACGAGCUUUCUUUUGGGGUUGAGGAGGAAUGGCAGACUAGUGUCUAUAAACCAGGCGUGAGCAAUGCCUUCAUGGUGUGUGGCGUUCUGUAUGCAGUCAAAACAGUUGAUAUCAAAACCGAAGAGAUAUUUUACAAGUACGACACCAAAACCAAACAAGAGAGCUACGUCAGUGUUCCCUUUGAACGUUUCCAGGAUAAGUAUUCCAACCUGGACUUCAAUCCCACUGACCAGAAGCUGUACAUGUACAAUGAUGGUUACUAUGUUAACUACCACCUGUGGUUUAACUACACCACUAAAGCCACAGUGGAACCACCACUUAUUUUGUCCUAA